Messenger RNA from Mus pahari (shrew mouse), 1996 nucleotides. It is a transcript of the gene Lsm6, whose product is annotated as LSM6 homolog, U6 small nuclear RNA and mRNA degradation associated. Gene Ontology annotation, cellular component: P-body; U6 snRNP; U4/U6 x U5 tri-snRNP complex. The record is from RefSeq and is a predicted model, not a curated record. Gene Ontology annotation, biological process: maturation of SSU-rRNA; mRNA splicing, via spliceosome. The transcript is spliced from 4 exons. Bases 117 to 359 code for a protein of 80 amino acids. NCBI's taxonomy places the organism in Eukaryota, Metazoa, Chordata, Mammalia, Rodentia, Muridae. Gene Ontology annotation, molecular function: RNA binding.
CGCUGAUUGGAUGAGAUGGAAAGCGCGCUGCCGGGGGCGGUUUCGGUUUUCGGCGCGCGCGUCCGCGGAGGCCCGGCCUGUGAGCGUUCUGGAUCCGGCUGCGAGGAUUGUUAAACAUGAGCCUGCGGAAGCAAACCCCUAGUGACUUCUUAAAGCAGAUCAUCGGGCGGCCAGUUGUGGUGAAAUUAAAUUCUGGAGUGGAUUAUCGAGGGGUCCUGGCCUGCCUGGAUGGCUACAUGAAUAUAGCCCUGGAACAGACAGAGGAGUAUGUAAAUGGACAGCUGAAGAAUAAGUACGGAGAUGCGUUCAUCCGAGGAAACAAUGUGCUGUACAUAAGUACACAGAAGAGGCGGAUGUGAAGACACCCAGAGGCACUGCUCUUCAGAGAUGGAUAGAUGAAGUGGCUUUGGUUCUCUUAUGAUCUUAGUUGGCCCGUUUUCAUGAUGGUUGGUGGGGUUUGUUUUGCUUUUUUAAUUGACAUUGGAAUAAAAUAGAGGUAUUACAUUUCAGAUUGAUCUUAAGUUUUUCACAUUUAUGUCUCAUUCUUUAUCAUUUCUGCCCAUACAGAAUGCUAAAAUUAAAACAGUUUGUUUCUCCAGGAUUAUUUUAUCUAAGGUUCCUGCAGUAUCACUCCAUUGGUUGAUCAUGUAUUCAGCUGACUAAGGGGUACAUCCCUGAACCUGUGACCAAGCAUUCUGGAGGCAUCCUUUGUCUCUUUCUCUACUCGCCAGCCAUACCAUUUAAAGCAGGUAGAUGAGCCUUGGGCUGUAAAGGGACAAGGGGUCAGAAAAUCAGCUGUUGAUUUAGUCACCUAGUGGUGGUAUCUCCACAAAAGAGUGCAACUGUAGAUUCAGGAACUGGAAAGGUCAGCCACAUCAGGUGAGACACUGCCUGGAAUCCUCCUGUGCAGUUAGACUCUUCAUGUUAACUUGCUCCCUGUUGAGAGUGGUGCAGUGGCUGGUUUCUCCAGUCAGGGAGGAGCUCUGUUGUUCCUGAGAAACUGGCUGUGGUUGAGAUGGUCCAAGACCUGAGUGCCCAGACUCAGUCUCCAGGCACUGAGCUUCAGCUGGGAGAGAGUUUCUCCUGCUUUUUGCUUGAGCAAGUGGCCUUGGGGAAAGGGUUAUAUUCUUGCAAAAUGUCACUUGGCCUUCAGGUCAUGUGACUCCCGCUGAGUGGGCUUGUGCUGUCUGUAGACUGUUUGCGUGCUUUGGUUGCAUGGACGCUAGGGCUUUCCUUAUCCCUCCUUCAAUCUAAACAGGAUCCCUGUUUCAGGAGGUGCACAGUUUUGGAGCAGUUGCCUGGCUGAAGGAAGUGGGGGCAGAUGAGAAGCUAAGGAGGGAGGGUGUGCUUUCUGGAGAGGUGUAUAUAUGACAUUUGUCUCAUUUAAAUAGUAAUCAGAAACAAUUAAUAACUCAGGAAUGAGGAGUAAGGUUUGAUGGUGUGCACACUGAAAAUAAAACACUUUAUCCUAAGCUUCAGUAAUUCAUCACUUCCUGACAGGGGCUUGAAAAGGAACCAGUGUGUAAGCACAAAUCACCAAUUUGCUCUUUUAUAAAUGGCUUCUUCAAAGGAGAAAACGGAUGUCUCUCGGAGAGAAGCACACAUGUUCUCAUUUGUUUUUUAGAGAGUGUGAGGCUGCCAGGUUACUGUAUCCCUUCAUUCGCUCCCUCAGCUGCCCUGAAAGCAGUUCUGCUGUUAUCUCCCACCAGUCCGUAACAUCCCAGCUCUGCUCAUUUCUCCCCUGACCUCCCCUCCAGCAUGCAGGUCUUUAUUUCCCUCUUGCCAUUUCUAGCUUAAUAGCUCUACUGCAGAAUAUUGUUUUCAUCCGUGGAACCGCUUUUAAUCAAGAUGGACUUUGGGAAAUGCUACCAUUUUUAUGGUAAUAAAGAACCAUAUUAUGCAUCUGGAGCAGCACGUGUUGUCCCCUGUGCAUACCUUCUUGUGAUAGAAUUCUGAAACAAAUUGUAAGUGGUAAAAUUACUUUUUCUUAACUGUA